CACAAAAAAAAACAUAAAAUUUAGUCUGAAAAAACAUUAGAGAAUGGCGACAACUGCUUUAGCUGAUUUUAGAGAAAUUGAGUGUGUUCGUUGGUUUCGCGGCUUGUCCGUAGAGCAGAUUAGAGCCUGUGAUAGAUUACUUAAUGCCCUAAGAGAUGACACGGAACAGGGAACGACAUAUCGGGUGCGUUUCUGUUUCAGUCAGCUUGGUCUCCAUCCACCGGUGCCAUCAAAGCGGCUAGAGGCAAUUAUGAAAAUAAGCCAUUGCAAUGACCUGGCCUUCUUGUGGUUCAUCUGGGAGGCGGAGUACAAGCAGCCGCGGAACAAGGGCAGCUCGAUGAACUCUAUGGAUGUCGACAAUGAGUUCUUCACAGUCAAUGAGCAGCUGUUGUUCUCGGCAAUGGCCCAUCUGGAUAUGGCGGCCACGUUAAGGGCAUUGGAUCGUAUAUUGCCGCCGCCUGCACACUCGAAGAAGAAAUUCAACCAUGAGCAAAACAAUCAUGUGUAUCUUGGAGAGAAGGAAUUUCGCAAUCAGACUUAUGGGAAAUCCCAGCCGUACCUAUCGCCUUACUUUGCUCCACUUGUGCGACCAAAACAAUUUGUGCCCAUGAGGAAGUUGGUGCCAGAAUUUGAAAAACUUGAAUUUCCCGAAUAUAGCCAUUAUAAGGAUCCCAUGUAUGAGAUACCCAACGAAAAGUCACGAUGGUUCUCACAAUACGAACUGUCGCCGGGCAAGCGAAUAAUCAAAAAAUUACUCACCCAAGAACUGGAUCGUCUGUUUUUCGAUGGCGAUUCCGUCUCCUCGGAGCCAGACAAUGCCCUUUGUAAUACACAUAGAUCAAUGGAAGGGGAAAUGGCUCUAAAGAAAAAGGAGUUAACCGACGAAGCAUUGCACAAGUGUCUGGCUCAAUUGGAUGUGGUUGGAUCUGAGAAGCAAGCGAGACGAAAACGUAUCAUCGAGUCCUUGGAAAAGGAGAUCCAAUGUGCAGCAGACAAAAUGCAUCAAUUCUCACGUCGCCAGUUUACACAAUUGACAAUGCUUCGCAGUGAUGGAAUAAAUUCAGAUUGCCGACUCUGUCAAUAUUUGGUAUCGUCACCCCCGCCCAAAAGAGGACGCAAGGCAGAUCUGUCUGUUCUAAUGCACGGAUACAUUGACCAGAUUGACCACCUCCUGCCGUCAAAAGAAGAGGACACACCUUAUGUGAAAGUUCUUGAGCUACGUGGUGAACGAAAAUCUCGCAGUUGCUGUGACAAAACAGAUUGUACAAUGGUCGAGACAGAGACUUUGGGGAGGAAUCCAGGGAAGAGCAGUCAAACUAGCUUAAUUAACAGAAGUCUUGCUGGCGGUGGUAAGGCAACAAAAGCUGAUCAUCGAAAGAAGCGAAAGACUAUUAAAAAGGCUUCGUUAGCUACCAAAAAACCAACAACUAAUUUUAAGAAUCUACAAGAUCUAAUACCAGCUUGCGGUCUUUGGAAGAAAUGUACCUAUCAAAAUUGUCACAAUGAUCAUCCGCAAGAGAGUUAUACUACCAACUGCAAAAGCGGUAUACAAUUGGAUUAUUUCAAAAUCUUCGAUCCACCAGAGUUGCCACCAUUGUCACCUCAGGAAAUGGACUGCGAUCUGGGUGAGUUCCGCAUAGAUAUUGAGGAUAAACAGCCCUUAAUCGAAAGAUAUUGUGUGGAUGCCCUCAAUAAGACAUUGAACGAUGAGGACGACGAGCAUCAGAAAUGGGAGAGUACACAGUCUUCGGAGAAUCCUAAGUAUCCUCUAUCCGUACUUAAUGCCAUUGAUAGGUGUGCAAUUAAUAUGUUUAAACAGGAGAAGGCAAUCAGGGAUAGGAUGCAAGAAACCGAAGUGAAAGUGACGGAAGUCAACUCUGAGAAUUUGCUGCACAUUACAAAUAUCGAUCCUGAUAAUAGAAAUGAAAUGGUUGAACUACUCAAGUCAGCCCUAAAGAUCCUACAGCGUGAUCCUCGAUAUGUUUUGGCCACGUUUUCGAAUGCCCACAAAUUGCCAAUACUGGUUGAUUGGGUAGCCAAUCGUUAUGGCAAGACUUACAAUCGCCGGGAAAUGGAGCAAAUAGUCAACUCGUCGUUCUCUGUCUGUGAACAACUCGAUCGGAUGAGACGUAAUCCAUUGGGAAAACUAAUACGCACCGAUAUCCGUGGAGUGGUCAGCUAUGACGGCCACGCACGAAUUAUGCACAAGGCCCACUGCAUGAAAAUGAAUUAUAAUCGACAACUCAAUGACAACGAGCUAGAGCACUCACGUCUCAUUUGGUUGGCUCUCCAUGGGUAUUCGCAUUUAUCUGGCUACAUCGGGGACACUUUCUUUGCCUAUAUGCCAUCUCGUGACAUGGACCUGAGGCGUCACAAUGUUUGGAAGAGUUCGGAUUACCGUGACAUGGUUGAAACUCGAGUAAGAUUACGACACCAGAAGUAAGUCAGCAGUUGUCUGCCAUUGCAGUGUCGAGUAUCUAUUUCUUAAAAUAGAUACUGGACACUGCAGUCGCAGACAAUUAGUUAACGAUUCAAGUGGUCUGAUCUUAAUGCCAGUGCCAAUGAGAGUUCUUUGGUCCUGCAAUGGGAUUGUGAACGUGCCAUAUUCAAAGUAAAAGAAAUGUCAAAUUGGCAGUGGCGUUCAAACUACUAUCAAAGUUGGUUAAAGUUGAAUGAAAUUUCCCAAUUUGGCUUUCUGGCUUUCGAAAUUGCAAUAUUUUGGUCAAGAAUAACACUCGUAACGACCCAGAAAAAAUAAGUCGAAAAGGACGUCUGUCAAUGGAAUCCACAAAGAAAAUAUCCUGAGUUAGAGUCAUUUGGAGAGGUGAAAUUGAAAUAUGCAAUAGGCAGUCAAAGAAUGUAGAAUUUGUAAAAUGAUAAAUGCUUCUUAGUGAAAACAUAUUAUAUAGUAAUUUUUCUAAAAAUAAA
Molecule: messenger RNA, 2928 nt
Organism: Drosophila willistoni
Lineage: Eukaryota; Metazoa; Arthropoda; Insecta; Diptera; Drosophilidae
Exons: 1
Coding region: 44-2443 (799 amino acids)
Source: RefSeq, a predicted model, not a curated record